This is a messenger RNA of Elgaria multicarinata webbii, 1277 nucleotides long. It is a transcript of the gene HDGF, whose product is annotated as heparin binding growth factor. The coding region runs from base 194 to 979 and encodes 261 amino acids. NCBI's taxonomy places the organism in Eukaryota, Metazoa, Chordata, Lepidosauria, Squamata, Anguidae. The transcript is spliced from 6 exons. The record is from RefSeq and is a predicted model, not a curated record.
CCCCCGGGAGCCUUUGGCGCGCCUGCCCGGACUGUUGCUCGGCGGCCCCGAGAGAGCGAAGGCAGCGGCGGCGGCGGCGGCGGCGAGGCGCGCUCCUGCCCGCUCGCUCGUGCAGGAGGAGGAGGAGGAGGAGGAGCGGCGGCGGCGCCAGGCAGCCAUUCAGCCAGGCCCGGGCGCCUCUGCCGCCCGCGCCAUGUCCCGCUCCAACCGGCAGCGCGAGUACAAGUGCGGCGACCUGGUCUUCGCCAAGAUGAAGGGCUACCCGCACUGGCCCGCCCGGAUCGACGAGAUGCCGGAAUCCGCCGUGAAAUCAUCCUCCAACAGAUACCAAGUCUUUUUCUUUGGGACUCAUGAAACGGCAUUCCUGGGCCCCAAAGACCUCUUUCCGUACGAAGAGUGCAAGGCGAAAUUCGGCAAGGCCAACAAGCGGAAAGGCUUCAGCGAAGGCCUCUGGGAGAUCGAGAACAACCCGACUGUCAAGGCCUCGGGAUACCAGCCCACCCAGAAGAAGGGCUCCACGGAGGAUGCGAAAGCCCAGCGGGAGCCGGAAGGCGAGAAGAAAGGCAGCCCUGAGGGGAGCAGCGAUGACGAAGGCAACCUGGUGAUUGACGAGCAGUCCAAGGAGAAGAACGAGAAGGCCGGGAACAAGAGGAAAGCGGAGGGCGGCCUGGAGGACUCUUCCCCCAAACGCAUCAAGGAAGCGGAAGACCAGGAAGAUGCCGGGGAGAAGCCGGGAUGUGAAGAUGCCCCCAAGGAGGCGGCAGAGAAGCAGAAGACCAGCCUCCCGGAGGCAGGGGCCAAGGCCAAGAACAGCAGCAGCACCACCAAUCCCUCCGCCAUGCCAGGAGCCGAGGACAAAGGGAAGGAGAAAGCCCCUACUGAGGAAGAGGAGGAGGAGGAGGAAGAAGAAGAGGAGGAGGAGGAAGAAGAGGAGGAGGAGGAGGAGGAGGAAAGCAGAGAUCACAAGGAGAGCCUGUAGCCGGCCGGCCCAUUCUGCUCUUCCGGCCCGAUCCCGACCUGCUGGUUUCCCUGGGUGCUAAGAACCGGAUUUCGUCGUCCUUGGCUUGCCGCCUCCUCCGCCGCCUGCGGGGAACGGGGUCAAGAUCCACCUUUCUACAGAAGCAAAAGGAAAUUGUCCUGCCCGGCCAACCUGCAUCUCUCCUGGCCAGCCGUUUUGCUGGCCCUGCGCUUUGAGUUAGUCAUUUCUAGGGGGUUGGGAGCGCGCUGAUCAGCCACUUUGAAAUAAAAGCAGUGGAAUGCCUUUUUAAAAAAAACAA